AUGUCUAAUAAACCGGUAAUCUGCUUUGAUACAUCUAAAAAUGAACGCUUUCAAAUAUCAGAUAACUACAAAAUGAUGCACCGGAAGCUAAAGAUCAAUUGGAACGUAGAACAAAACGAUGCAGAGCUCAAAAAGGAACGGCUGGCCCGGGUAAAAGUUUUCGUGCUCGCCGGGCCUCAGGACCGUUUUACGGAGGAUGAGUUCGAGGUGUUAAAGCACUAUGUGGAGGUGCAGGGAGGCAGCCUUCUGGUACUCCUGGGGGAAGGUGGAGAGCCGGAGUUUAAUACCAACGUGAACUUCUUCCUGGAGCAGUACGGUAUCUACAUAAACGGGGACAAUGUGGUGCGACCGCACUACUACAAGAACUUCCAUCCCAAGGAAUGCAUUGUGGGUGGCGGCGUUGUGUGCGAAUCCAUGUGGCGACACCUUCUAAAGUUGGACAUCGAAAAGGUGGACUACGAUUUCAGUGAUGAGAAGUACAAGAUACACUUUCAGUACCCUUAUGGCGCCACCCUGAAUGUAUCUGAACCAGCGAAUGUCCUGCUGACCACAGGUCCAGUGGUAUACCCCUUCAAUCGUCCCUUAGCAGGAUACUUCACAAAUGGGAACGGUGGGAAAAUCCUUGCAUUGGGCUCAGGUUAUAUUUGGCACGACAAGUAUCUGCAGGACAAGACCAACGAUGCGAUCUUCGAGUACUUGCUCAAGCUAAUUGGCGGAGACGAGAUAAACUACAGUCAUUUGGAUUUCAAUGAUGUCGAGCUAAGCGACAAUAAGCACUUUACCGAUCUAGCCUUUCUGGCCGACAUGCCCAAGGCUUGUCUGAUCGACUCGAUUGGAACCGAGAUGCCAACGGACUUCAAGCAGAUGUUCGACAUGAAGCUCUGUGCCCUGAGUAAUCGCCUGCUCAAGGAGGUAAUCGAUGCCUACGAGCAAUUGCACGUUAAGUACGAGCCGCUGAGGAUAAUCAAGCCGCAGUUCGAGAUUCCUCUGCCCAACCUCCAGUUGGCCACGUUUCCGCCCAUUUUCAGCGAGCCGCCAGCGCCUCCGCUAGAACUUUACGACCUCGACGAGACCUUUAGCGGAGCAAGAUCUCAAUUGGCACACAUGACUGGACAGUGUCUCCAGGCCCUGCAGUCCAAGGAACCCCAGAGGAGGGCCCUCAACCAGCGGGAACUGGAGAACUACGUGAAAGAAUGCGCCAGAAUUACGGCAAUUGUGGACGACCGUCAGGAUAUGGCCGCCCGCGAAAUACUCAACAUUGUUGCCCGCCAGAUUGUCAGUUACAGGCCUUAUGCGGAGGACUAGGUCUCUCCGAUUACUACAUUCCUGGCAAUGUUUUUUGGGCCAAUCAGCAGAAUAAGAAUUAUGUGAAUAUAAAAUUAAAAAUCGAAAACCUA
Molecule: messenger RNA, 1397 nt
Organism: Drosophila eugracilis
Lineage: Eukaryota; Metazoa; Arthropoda; Insecta; Diptera; Drosophilidae
Gene: IFT52
Product: intraflagellar transport protein 52 homolog
Exons: 3
Coding region: 1-1305 (434 amino acids)
Biological process (GO): intraciliary transport; cilium assembly
Cellular component (GO): centriole; cilium; intraciliary transport particle B
Source: RefSeq, a predicted model, not a curated record